Cherax quadricarinatus is the source of this 4354-nucleotide messenger RNA. RefSeq lists its product as uncharacterized. Lineage: Eukaryota; Metazoa; Arthropoda; Malacostraca; Decapoda; Parastacidae. The record is from RefSeq and is a predicted model, not a curated record.
CGUGCUGAGGUGAGGAGCUCACCUGGCAUGAGUGAAGCUAACCUGACGUUGAGUGAAAUUCCCCUUGACAUGAGAGACUCCCCUGACAUGAGCAAGGACACUCCAUACUCAGCAUGACGCUUUUAUUGAGAGUGAUGUGUGUGGUUGUUUGUGUGUGGCGGCCACUUCAAAGUAAGGGUAACGCUGGGCCGGGAACUCCGCUGCACCAAGUGGCUGGAUCACCUUCACUACUACUGUUGCUGCCACUAUCUACACCCAAUCAUGGCUACCUUCCUCGCAAAGUCAGUUUGGUAAAUGUAAGUGACCCUUCGGAAGGCUCCGAUGACGUGACUGCUGCUGAAGGAGAGCGUACGACAGUACUUGCUGGUGAAGCUGUAGAUGAUGGAGCAGAGACUUAUGAGGUUAACAGUGAAACUAUACCAUAUAAUUAUAGAAAUGCUUACACCGAUGAUAUAAGCAGUGAGAGUGACAGUAAGAUCCAGCAAAUCACUUACUCAAAUAGAGAUGACGGAAAGAGAAACAAAAUUAGCCAGAGUAAGGAAAGUCCAGGCAACACCCAUGGUGUCCUCGUCGACCACAGCGUUGGAAGCAACACACGGGACGUUUUGUCCAUGGUUCAGAGCUUGAUUGAAGAUCUCACACGCAAACAGAGAGGUGACCAUCCUGACUACAUUGUGUUAAACUCUCCCGACCCGACCGUUACCCAGCAGCUGGCGGCAUCCCUCACCCGCCACUAUGGCUCACAUUCCGUCAUUCAGGACACCGGAACCAUUCAGAGCAUCAUCGGCAGCCAUCCACACAUCUGGAACACUCUGAACAGUUCCUCCGAAACGAUGAACCACCUACCUGUGUUCCCGAACGAAUUCACGUGGAAUGAAGCGUUCAAAGGUGAGCUGAAGGAUCCAGAAGUAGAUUAUAUGAGGCAAAAAUUGGCUGCCGUGGCUCACGUUUCUGUUUCCAGCGGCAAGCUGAUCAACGAUACACUGCAAAAUUCUCAUAUGAGCAUCAUAGCUACUAACUCUGAUGCCAACAUCAUACCCGCUACAUCUGCCUCUGUAACUGACAGUCUUUCUAAGAAUACAAGUAAACAAAAUAUAAUGAAAACAAAUGAGAGACUAUACUCGAGUUUAUCACAAGAAAUUCAGAACCAGUUCAUCUCCGAUGGCUCUAUGUUGACUCCAGAACAAACUACUUCUCUGGAAAUUAUAUAUAGUAACGGACAUUUAGGAUCUCAUGAAAUCCAUAGACAAUUGGAUGAAAAUGUGUACAAACCCUGGCAUUUAGUAGAAACAAGUCCUGAAGUACCUGCAGCUCAACUAGACAUGAAUGAUAGCUACAAGCCAUCUGGUAUUUACAUUAAUAAUAUAUUUUAUCCUGAAGCAACUUUCCAGAGAAGGCACAAAAUAAAUGUAGAUACUACCGUGAUUCCCAUCGAUGAUGCAGUGUUUCACUCACUUGGGACAGAGACAUCCUAUAGCAGCACUAAACCUAGUCUUGUCACUUGGAUUAAUCAUACCAAGUCUUCCAGUUCUACGGAAGCAUUUACCACCGUAAUUACCAAUAAUUCCCCUAGCAGUGUGUUUCCCAUAAGUGAAUUUCCAAAGGCUGAUAAAAUCCUCAAUGAUAAUUCUGCCUUUCGUUCUGAAGAAGCCGUCCGGUAUGCCAUCAACAAAGCGUCUACAUUCGAGAACGAAGUGAGUGCUUCUGGGUAUGAGGAUUAUUACGAGGAAAUAGACGGAGAACUGAUCCUGAGCCCCACUAAGUUUAUGAGAAAAGGAGAGUCGAUGGCUUCUUUGGAGUACGGCAUUUACGAAGAUUACUAUCUUAUGAAUGAUAAUGAAAACUUUAAAAAAUACGAUGAACUUAACACAGUGUUUUCCGAAAAUAAAUAUAAUGUCACAGAUGCCAAAUUCCAAGGGGAUCACGGUGUAGAUGAUACUGACACUAAUUCUGGAAUUCAUCCAUUGCACCCUAACUCUGGUAAUGAACUUGCCUGGCCUUACGCGCUCCCUCCCAGCUUUCUUAUGGAAAGUCAAAUGAGUAUACCACUCCAGACUGGAGUUGGCGAAAUGAUUCCGAAAGACUCUCAAAUUCUAGAGGAGCUGUGGAAGAUGAACCAUGAACACUCGUCCAGAAUGACGUUGCUAGAGAAACAAGACAGGAUUCCAGCUGUGUACAACAAUGGCGAGAACCCCGUCACCCGCGUCCCUAGUCUUGAGGGUCCUCCUUCAGACAUGCUAAUGGAUAACGAACAGUUGAAGGCACCGGACCUGAAGACGCUAGUUGGAGGAUUUAAUAGUCUGGAAAGCCCAAUUGCUCCUCAUAUGGGCGAGUACUACACGGAUAAGGGUUCAAAGCUGCCAAACCUUACAACUCGGAAUGUCUCCAUAAAAAAUAGUGAAAACUUGACUUUACAAGACGGCAUCCUAAAGAGUAGUGCCGGCAAUGAGUUAGAAGCCCCAGUUCGUCUCCAUUUUAGUGGCGGUAACUAUCGAAAGAAGGAUUUGAAUGUUCGCAGUCGUUCAACACAGCAGAUACUACUUCCUACUGAGGCACCACAUCCUAAUUCAGAGCACCAAGAAAAUAAUCUCUUAUUAAACCGGACACAACUGACUCAGGAUCAAGAAGAAAUCACAUCACGUCUUCCAGUAGAGAUUAAACCAGAUGUGUCAUUAGUGAUGGCGGUGCAGGCUCCUUGUACGUCCACCACCACCGUUCGUCCCUACCAUUACCAGCACCUUAAUCCAAUGCCUUUACCGUUUCCACCUAGCUUAUUCCACCUGUUUCCCGGCCACCCGCACCUGUCUCCAGUAUCACACGUGGAGCCAGACGGCAUCAGCAAUCAACACAAUGUUCACGCCUCCCUCCUGUCUGACCGCCCUACCAUUGCGCAUGGUCAUAGUAUACAUAGUUCACAUAAUCAUGGUUCCAAAAGCAGCUACACAUUGCAACCCACUGAUAACAAUUUCGCCUAUCAUGUAAAUACCAUAUCUGCUGAUACCUACCAUGGUCAUCAUGGAAGCAACAACAGUCAGGAAAACAGCCUUCCUGUUACUGUUAGUGACUAUGUACCAUCGAAGGGUUUUCCCAUAAUCGAGGAAACAUCUGACGGGGUUACCACUAGCAUUCCUGAGGCGGCACAUGCCUCCAGCAAUGUCGAAAAUGCACUUCAACUUGGAAUCCCCGCUCACACCACCCUGCUUUCCUCACAACCACCUUUAAACCAUUCCAUCGGAGAGUUCAACUCUUUAGCAGUGGCUGACAUUGUUGAGACAAGCAUCAGACACAUUAACAAACUUGACAGCGUUAAACAUAUAAAUUCUUCACAGGCGGAUAGAAACCAAGAUUCGCUACAACUGGAUCAGGACUCUCAUGUGAGUCAUAGCGAUCCAUUUGGCGGUGACUUUGUGAACUAUAGGCCACCACAGCAGAGCAACAUGCAAAUGGAAGCUCCAAUCUUCAAGGUGACUCCGCCGGAAGUCAACAGGACCACUUCCACUCCAACACAAGAGGAGCCCAACCCCCUCAGUGAUCCUGGUGAAACUCCAGAUGAUACACCAGUCACUAGCACUCAACAGACGAUAGAUCGCGAGGGUAUAAGCUCUCUUUUGCAAUCUUUGUUUUCGUCGUCGAUGUUGCUGCUUCUGGGUAUCUUACUAACCACCAGUGUGGCGUACAUUGCCAAGGUCAUGGAUGAGCAAGCUGCACAGCAGCGCCUUCAGCAGGCUCAGCAACGUCAUCGGCAGGCGCAGUUGGCGGCAGCGUUCGGCAAUCAGCAUUUUUUUCGUAGAAAGGCUGCGAACUAGGAUCGUGGUGGGAGCAUGAGUGCGCGUGUUACAUGAGGUGUUUUGGAGGUGGGAAUAUAAUGACUUUUUAAGUCAUGUUGGAAUGUGGUUAGAUGCUUCAUCACUGGAUGUCUAUAGAAAGGAAUGGAACAAAAUGCCAACACGAUGGAUAAAAACACAGGUACAGUAUAAUGCGGUCCUUUAUUAGCAAAGUUUCGACUACACGUUAGGCUUUACCAAAUCAGAUUUAUUUGUGAAACGUUUUCAGUAAAGAAUCGCAUUAUAUUACAAAUGUGUCUAUCCACUAGAUGUCUGUGCCCUUCUUAAAUGGCAGCUAGUGAGCAUUUGAUGGUUAAUGUGUUUUUCCUUUGGCCAGAAACAGCUGAAACUGCCGAAAAUGUAAUGCAAAGGAAAUAUUUCUUUAUCAAGUUGUGGGAGCAUCAAACAAUGAACAUUUCCACGAAUAUUUUUGAACUAGUAAUAGUAUGGAAUCAUAGUUCAAAAACGCUUAUAUGUGACUGUUAUUAGUGCUGUUACAUGCAGUGUAUAUGGGCAUUAAUAAAUAUCUU